Molecule: messenger RNA, 682 nt
Organism: Sceloporus undulatus (fence lizard)
Lineage: Eukaryota; Metazoa; Chordata; Lepidosauria; Squamata; Phrynosomatidae
Product: C-type natriuretic peptide 1-like
Exons: 3
Coding region: 165-530 (121 amino acids)
Cellular component (GO): extracellular region
Molecular function (GO): hormone activity; hormone receptor binding
Source: RefSeq, a predicted model, not a curated record
GGCAGAGCGUUAUUCCGACAAAAGGAUGGAAAUCCAUUUAAACCAAUCCUGGAGGAUUUCUUUCUGCGCUCAGAGGUGGACUCCGGGGAGCGGAGGAGAGAUAUAAAAGCUGCGACGUGAAGCAAGGCGUUUCAAUUCGUACCCGAGAUCGCACCCGUCAGAAGAUGAACCCCAACGUUAUUUGCUCCAAGUGGCUGCUGUUCCUCUUGCUCCUGACUCACCAACAAGGGAGAGCCAAGCCGGUCCCCAAUGCGCAGGCCUUGUCAAAAUGGUUGGAGGAGGACCUGGAGUUCCCGAUGGGCUCCGAGGAAACGGAGCUGGAAGAGGACGGGGCGGAAGAGGGCCUAUUGCCAUGGUCCAGGAGCCUGCAAGAGGGGCUGCCCCUCUCCGAAAGCGCUUUCCAACGGGUCUUCGGUGACCUCCUGGGCUCUUCCCGGCGGUACAAGGGCAGGAGCAAAAAGGGCCUUUCCAGGAGCUGCUUUGGGGUCAAGCUGGACCGGAUCGGGGCUCUGAGUGGACUGGGAUGCUGAGACACACUUGGGAACGGACCCCACAUUGAAUGCAAAACCCAAGCCGUCCUUGCUCUCCUUUCACACCGAGGGGCGGAUUUCGGAAGGAUGGUCCCCAUUUUCAUCCAGUACCUCGCCAGCAUGUGAUUCAUUUAUGUGCAAAUGAUUUGUCA